CACAAUAAAGAGUGGAUCAGGGUGCAUGCAUGAAGACGUGUUUGGAUGUGAAGGAAACGGCGACCACGUCUAAAAACAUCCUCGGCACGUUGGCGCUCUGUUUGGACCCUCUCUGUUGCCGUAGCGGUGAAUUAUUAUUAUUUGAUAUUGUGCAGCGUAAAUUGGAGCGGCUGGAGACCCCGCCCCUUUCAUCCCGGUUCGGACGCAUUUCCCACCAACUGUGUGCAGAGAUGACGGCCAACAGCAGGUACAGGAGCCGCGCGCCCCGCUCAGAGGAUGCAGAGGAAAAAGAUUAUGUCGGCUUUGCAACGCUGCCCAACCAGGUGCACAGGAAGUCGGUGAAAAAAGGAUUCGACUUCACCCUCAUGGUGGCAGGGGAGUCCGGUCUGGGUAAAUCCACUCUGGUGAACAGCCUGUUCCUCACUGACCUGCACAAAGACAGGAAGCUGCUCAAUGCAGAGGAGCGGAUCAGUCAGACGGUGGAGAUCACGAAGCACACGGUGGACAUCGAGGAGAAGGGCGUGAAGCUGAAACUCACCAUCCUGGACACGCCGGGUUUUGGAGACGCUGUGAACAACAACGAGUGCUGGCGUGCCGUCACAGACUACAUCAACCAGCAGUUUGAACAAUACUUCAGAGACGAGAGCGGGCUGAACAGAAAGAACAUCCAGGACAACAGAGUGCACUGCUGCCUCUACUUCAUCCCUCCGUUUGGACACGGGCUCCGCCCCGUCGACAUCGAGUUCAUGAAGGUGCUGCAGGACAAAGUGAACGUGGUUCCUCUCAUCUCGAAGGCCGACUGCCUCACUCCGACCGAGAUCAAGAAGCUCAAAGAGCGGCUGAGGGAGGAGAUUGAUAAAUACGGGUUAAAGGUGUACCAGUUCCCUGACUGUGACUCUGAUGAGGAUGAGGAGUUUAAGCGUCAGGAUAAAGAGCUGAAGGAGAGCACGCCGUUCGCUGUGAUCGGCAGUAACACGGUGGUGGAGGCUCGAGGUCAGCGAGUGAGAGGGAGGCUCUACCCGUGGGGGAUCGUGGAGGUGGAGAACCCGUCGCACUGCGACUUUGUGAAGCUGAGGACCAUGCUGAUCAGAACCCACAUGCACGACCUGAAGGACAUCACCGGGGACUGUCACUACGAGAACUACAGGUCCCAGUGCAUCCAGACCAUGACCAGUAAAAUGAACGCAGAUAAGCGAGUGGAGAGUCCCAUCCCCAUCCUGCCUCUGUCCACACCGGACGUGGAGACGGAGAAACUCAUCAAACUGAAGGAUGACGAACUGAGGAGGAUGCAGCAGAUGCUCCAGAAGAUGCAGCAGCAGAUGCACGAGCAGGACCUGUGACCUCGGACGGCGUUACAUCUGGGAUCGUUUAUUCAGGAGACACGAUCGACCACAGGCUCAAAGCUUAAAUCCAUCCCUCCAGGAGACGUGGGGAGGAACUAGUCACCAGAAUCUUAAAAUAAUACUCACAUAGUAAUAAUCAUCGACUGACAGCAUGCUGGAAGAUGAAUUCUCACCUAAUUUAAAUGUUUCUUUUUUUGCAUUUGUUUUUUAUACAGUCUUUAGCCAGGUGAGUUGUAGUUAGGCAAUAGAGAUUAGUUUGCACUUUGUUACCUUUAAACCACAGCAGACUUGAAAUGCUGAGUGAGACUGAAGCACCUUAGCCUCUGUUCCUUUGAGUAGACGAUGCACUGACCGUGUGGACACCUGCUGUGUGUGUGAGGAGUUUUGUUAUUUUCUUUCUUUAUUUUUUAUUUUACAGGGACAUUGCAUAUUAAUAGACAUUUAGGUAAAU
Molecule: messenger RNA, 1794 nt
Organism: Labrus bergylta (ballan wrasse)
Lineage: Eukaryota; Metazoa; Chordata; Actinopteri; Labriformes; Labridae
Product: septin-5
Biological process (GO): cytoskeleton-dependent cytokinesis; regulation of exocytosis; intracellular protein localization
Cellular component (GO): cell division site; microtubule cytoskeleton; septin complex
Molecular function (GO): molecular adaptor activity; GTP binding; GTPase activity
Source: RefSeq, a predicted model, not a curated record